GAUCCCUCGUCUCCUUUGCCCGCUCCUCAGUUGCUCGAUCCCACCCCGCCCUACCAAGACCACCAACCACAGGGGAAAAAAAGAGGAUGAGAAGAAGCGAGGAAGAGGAGUGAGAAGAGAGGAGAGGAAUAGAAUCACAAAAAUUCUCCUCCAUCUCGCCGACUACGUCCGUUCCGAAGCUGCUCUAGUCCUAGAGGAGCAGGAAGAGAUGGACAUCUUAAUCGCCCAGAUCCAGGCGGAUCUCCGGUCGAACGACGCCCUCCGGCAGUCGGGCGCCCUGCUCCAGGCCCUCCAGCAGUCGGCCGCCGGACGCGACGUGUCCGCCGUGGCCAAGUCCGUGUGCGAGGAGAUCGUGGCCUCCCCGGCCUCUGCCGUCUGCAAGAAGCUCGCCUUCGACCUCCUCCGCUGCACCCGCCUCACCCCGGACCUCUGGGACACCGUCCUCUCCGGCGUCCGCUCCGACCUCGCCUUCCCCGACCCCGACGUCGCCGCCGCCGCCCUCUCCGUCCUCUCCGCCGUGCCCCCCCACCUCCUCGCCCGCCUCGUCCACGACGCCCACCGCGAGAUCGCUGCAUGCUUCGACUCCCCCGCGGACUCUCUCCGCCUCGCCGCCGCCGACGCCCUCGGAUGCGUCCUCGCCCGCGACGACAUCGUCCUCCUCUGCGACGCCUCCCCCGCCCUUCUCGACCGCGUCUCCGCCUGGUGGCGCCGCAUCGCCGCCGCCGCCCUCGACCGCUCCGAUGCCGUCGCCCGCGCCGCCUUCGACUCCCUCGCCCGCCUCUUCCAGGAGUUCGAGUCCAGGCGCAUGUCCCGCCUCGCCGGCGACAAGCUCAUCGACACCGAGAACUCCCUCGCCAUCCGCUCCAACUGGAUCGUCGCCGCCGUCGACGUCAUUUGGCUUCAGCGCAACGCCCUCAUGUCCCGCUCCCUCGUCCUCCCCAUCGAGAGCUUCCGCGCCACCGUCUUCCCCCUCGUCUACGCCGCCAAGACCGUCGCUUCCGGCGCCGUCGACGUCUUCCGCAAGCUCGCCAAGAAUGCACCCCCGCCUGACUCCUCCUCCUCGGCCGAGAAGCUCGUCGGAAUCUCCGACGUGGUCUCGCACCUCCUGCCGUUCUUGAGCUCGCUCGAUCCGCCGCUUGUCUUCGAGGUCGGGAUCAACAUGCUGUCGCUGGCUGACGUCCCCGGAGGGAAGCCGGAGUGGGCUUCGGCAUCAAUCAUCGCGAUCCUCACUCUCUGGGACCGCCAGGAGUUCUCAUCUGCCAGAGAAAGCAUCGUGAGGGCCGUCGUCACGAAUCUCCACCUUCUAGAUCUCAGUAUGCAGGUGUCAUUAUUCAAGAGAUUGCUCCUCAUGGUGAGAAAUUUGAGGGCGGAGUCGGACCGCAUGCAUGCUCUGGCAUGCAUUUGCAGAACGGCUCUUUGUGUCGAUCUUUUUGCAAAGGAAAGUGUCCGAAGAGGUCAGAAACCUCUACCUGGGACGGAUGUUACUUCACUUUUUGAGGAUGUGAGGAUAAAGGAUGACUUGAAUAGUAUAACGAGCAAAAGCUUGUUCAGGGAGGAGCUAGUUGCUUCAUUGGUGGAGAGUUGUUUCCAGUUAUCGCUUCCGCUGCCUGAGCAAAAGAAUUCUGGUACCGAGAGCAGAGUCAUUGGAGCUUUGGCCUAUGGAACUGGUUAUGGGGCAUUGAAUUGGACGGAAUCAGCAUUGGAGGUUGUGGAGGUUUGUAGGCCUUGUGUUUUAUGGGACUGUGAUGGCCGGACUUAUGCCAUAGAUUGUUAUUUGAAGUUGCUUGUCAGGCUUUGUCGCAUCUAUGACACAAGAGGAGGUGUAAAGAGGAUCAAAGAUGGUGCUUCUCAGGACCAGAUUCUGAAUGAGACGAGGUUACGGAAUUUGCAACUGCAGCUUAUCAAAGAUCUUCGCGAGGUACACACACCAAGAAUAGGUGCACGCCUCAUCUGGGCUAUAGCUGAGCAAUUUGAUCUGGAAGGUUUGGAUCCACUUCUAGCUGAUGACCCAGAGGAUCCACUGAACAUUAUUAUAUCAAAUAUGCACAAGGUGUUGUUCAACACAGAUACAUCUGCAUCUACCACAAAUAGGCUUCAAGAUGUGCAAGCUGUCCUUAUAUGUGCACAACGCUUAGGAUCACGCAAUCCCAGAGCAGGCCAGCUUCUAAUUAAAGAACUUGAAGAUUUUAGAAAUAGUAACUUAGCCGAUUCCGUGAAUAAGCAUCAAUGCCGCUAUAUCUUGCAGAUAAUCAAAUAUGUCACUAGCCAUACAGAGAGCAGAUGGGCAGGUGUAGGUGAAACUACAGGAGAUUACCCAUUUAGUCACCACAAGCUCACGGUUCAAUAUUCUGAAGCAUCUGCAGCACAAGAUAGAAAAUUGGAAGGAUUAGUUCAUAAGGCCAUUCAUGAGCUCUGGAGGUCAGAUCCCAGUGAAUUGAGCCUUCUACUGACAAAAGGCAUAGAUUCUACUUAUCGUAAAGUGCCUCCAAAAACAAUUACCCUGACUGGUAGCAGUGAUCCAUGUUAUGUUGAAGCAUACCACUUGGCAGACUCAACAGAUGGGAGGGUUACUCUACAUUUAAAGAUUUUAAAUUUGACUGAACUAGAACUUAAUAGGGUGGAUAUUCGGGUUGGAUUAUCUGGAGCUUUGUAUUUUAUGGAUGCAUCUCCUCAAGCAGUUCGGCAGCUGCGCAGUCUUGUCUCCCAGGAUCCUGUCCACAGUAGUGUGACUGUGGGUGUUUCACACUUUGAGAGAUGUGCUCUUUGGGUUCAAGUAAUAUAUUAUCCAUUUUUUGGAAGCAGUGGCACUGGAGACUAUGAAGGUGACUAUGCAGAAGAAGAUGCUCAAAUCAUGAGACAGAAGCGUACUUUAAAACCAGAACUGGGAGAGCCAGUGAUUCUGAGAUGUCAACCAUAUAAGAUUCCAUUGACCGAGCUUCUUUUGCCACAUAAAUCCUCUCCUGUUGAGUUUUUUCGCCUGUGGCCAAGUUUACCAGCUAUAUUGGAGUACACAGGCACAUAUACUUAUGAAGGAAGCGGUUUCAAGGCAACUGCUGCUCAGCAAUAUGAUUCCUCACCAUUCCUCAGUGGACUGAAGUCACUCUCAUCGAAGCCGUUCCAUCAAGUUUGCUCCCACUUCAUUCGUACGGUAGCAGGGUUUCAAAUAUGCUAUGCUGCAAAAACUUGGUAUGGUGGCUUCCUAGGGAUGAUGAUUUUUGGUGCCAGUGAGGUGAGCAGAAAUGUGGAUCUUGGAGAUGAGACAACCACCAUGAUGUGCAAAUUUGUAGUCCGUGCUUCUGAUGCAUCAAUCACAAAGCAAAUAGAAUCAGACAUACAGGGAUGGUUAGAUGACAUUACAGAUGGGGGUGUAGAGUAUAUGCCAGAAGAUGAGGUGAAGAUUGCUGCAGCAGAGAGGCUAAGAAUCUCGAUGGAACGUAUAGCCCUGCUCAAAGCAGCCAAACCAAAGCCACAGCCGCCAAAAGUUGAAGAGGAAAAAGUGGAAGAUGAAGAAGGAAAGAAGAAAGAAAAUGUUGAUGAAAAUGGUCAACCCAAGGAGCCUUCAACCCUGUCAACUCUUACAGCCGAAGAAGCAGAGCACCGUGCUCUUCAAGCUGCAGUGCUGCAGGAGUGGCAUAUGUUGUGCAAGGAGAAGGCUAUCAAAGUUUAGCCUUAUGAUUUUGGAUAUUCAUUGUACCUUAUGUGGUCUAACGUUGAUUGACCACGGCUUUUUUAAUUUCAUCUAGCUAGGUAGGUCAACGUUCCAACUGCGCAUUGUUGAUUUGUUCAGCGUGAGGUUAAUAGCGUGCAGGGAUUUUUUUGUUGUUGUUGUGAGCCAUGUUUGUUAUUCGCCACUGUUUAAAGACUCCCCAGCAUGGUAGUUAAAAGGGUGUAUUCACCGUUGCUUCCAGUUCAA
This is a messenger RNA of Phoenix dactylifera (date palm), 3913 nucleotides long. It is a transcript of the gene TPLATE, whose product is annotated as ARM repeat superfamily protein. The record is from RefSeq and is a predicted model, not a curated record. Lineage: Eukaryota; Viridiplantae; Streptophyta; Magnoliopsida; Arecales; Arecaceae. Gene Ontology annotation, biological process: endocytosis.